Odocoileus virginianus texanus is the source of this 1268-nucleotide messenger RNA. NCBI's taxonomy places the organism in Eukaryota, Metazoa, Chordata, Mammalia, Artiodactyla, Cervidae. The record is from RefSeq and is a predicted model, not a curated record.
AUGGCCCUUCCGAUGGUGGCCGAGGAGGCGCGCGCCGCCUGGGCCGCCUCUCCACGGACCGCCAGCUCACCCGGGCUUUUCCACCGCGAGGACCCUGCUGGACCCCCCCGCUUCAGGGGCAGGAUCGAGGCCAUCCUUCCCGAGGGGGCCGACCUCCACUGGAGGCAGGCUCUCGCAUUCAAGGUGAAGGAGCUCGUGCUGUCUGAAGAGCCCGCACCGCCCUCCCCUUCCCUACAGGGCCCCAAGGCUGAGUGGGCGGAGGCCACCCUGAGCAACAGAGGAGCCCCCAGCCCCGAAGAAGGGAAGGGCCUGGGGGAGCCCGUGCAGAGAAGCCGGACCCCCUCCUCCACGUCCUUGCUGCUGGGCCAGAGUGAGAAGAGCCCGUUGGAGCGGCUGGAGAGCGUGGGGCUGCUAGCCUCUGAAUGGAGCGGCGCCUCCCUCUCCGCGGAGAGCCACCUGGCCAGCAUCAUUGUCAAGAGGCACCUGUGUGAGAAUGAGACAGUGGGUGCCCAGGAGGACCCCUUGGCUUGCUGGGAGAAGCGGUGGGACGUCUGGCCAGCCCUGAAGACCAACCUGGAGCGUUUCCCCAGCUACAUGCCCCUCACCCGUCUUCUUCCCGCGCAGGGACCUGGCCCGGGAGGGUCAGAGCCGGGAGUCUGAGCGCUGGGAAGCCCCAGAGAGCUGCCUGGGGGACAGCUGCCUAGAUGAGUGGGCAGAGCGUCCCGUCCUAGGGCGGCACACAGGGUCGGCCAGACCCUGGAGCCUGUUUGAGAAGAAUGAGGAUGGUUCUCAGUUCCAGCCGGGUUGCCAGUUUUGUAUUCAGGGAGAAGCCAUUUUCUAUCUGCCCACUGCUUGCAUUACUGCUGGUGUGUGCGUGGAAAGGUGGGCUGUGUUCCUCAGUGACUCGAGCCGUCCCGCCCGGUGUAUGGCUGAGGUGCCCCUUAAAGUGUCAACGGGUAGGGAGGCCCACACGCAGCUGGUCUGUGUCGUCUCUGCCGGCCCUGGAGGGCGGCUUUUUCGGAGUUACCACUCAAAGUUACUGAGAACGACAGGCAGCAGGGGAAAUUCACCAUAAUCGUUUUUUUGCUCAGCAGCCUCCGUGAACUCUUUUCCUUGAGAUGGUAAGCCUGUAUACUAGGCAGUCUGCUGUGUGUUCAUUUGAGCAGGGUCCCGUGGCACCUUCUUGAAGAAAGCCUUAUGCAGCUUGUGUUCAGUGAUUGCAACAGCGUGACCUGAAGUCACCUGCACUCUGUGCUCAGGUGGCACCU